Humulus lupulus (European hop) is the source of this 1153-nucleotide messenger RNA. RefSeq names its product cytochrome b6-f complex iron-sulfur subunit, chloroplastic. Gene Ontology annotation, cellular component: plasma membrane. The record is from RefSeq and is a predicted model, not a curated record. The coding region runs from base 197 to 880 and encodes 227 amino acids. Gene Ontology annotation, molecular function: 2 iron, 2 sulfur cluster binding. Lineage: Eukaryota; Viridiplantae; Streptophyta; Magnoliopsida; Rosales; Cannabaceae. The transcript is spliced from 5 exons.
AGGAUUUGCAAAUUAUAUAUUACGGGUAAUGAUUUAUGAUCUUCAACUUGUGGACCUCCAACAUUCUCAAUUUUCCAUCAAACACUAUCCAAUUGCCUUAUCUGUUAACUAUUCUGUCUUUUCAUAACCCUUUUCUUCUUCCUAAAAAUCACCCAAAACUCCAUUUUUCCUUCGAUCAAAAUCUCAUUUCCGUUACAUGGCUACUUCUACUCUCUCCCCUGCAACUCCAUCCCAGCUCUGUUCAAGCAAAAAUGGGGUCUUUUCUCCAUCCCAAGCUUUAAUGGCAAUGCCCACAAGGACCAAGUUGAUGACAAAGAAAAAUGGUAUGAAAGUCACUUGCCAAGCCUCAAGCAUUCCGGCUGACCGGGUGCCGGAUAUGGGCAAGAGGAAGCUUAUGAAUUUGCUUCUUUUGGGUGCCCUUGGUCUCCCCACUGCUGGAAUGUUGGUUCCUUAUACCGCUUUCUUUGCCCCACCUGGAUCAGGAGGUUCUGGUGGUGGUACUGUAGCUAAGGAUGCCCUUGGAAAUGAUGUAAUUGCAUCCGAAUGGCUUAAGAUCCAUGGCCCAGGUGACAGGACUCUAACUCAAGGCUUAAAGGGAGACCCUACAUACCUUGUUGUGGAGCAAGAUAAAACUUUAGCCACAUAUGGAAUAAACGCGGUGUGCACACAUCUUGGGUGCGUGGUGCCAUGGAAUGCAGCUGAAAACAAGUUCAUUUGCCCUUGCCAUGGCUCUCAAUAUAACAAUCAAGGCAGGGUUGUAAGAGGACCUGCUCCUUUGUCUUUGGCGCUGGCGCAUGCCGAUAUUGAUGAUGGAAAAGUAGUGUUUGUUCCGUGGGUUGAGACUGAUUUCCGAACUGGUGAUAAUCCAUGGUGGGCUUAGACCAACUUGUCCAUAAACUUACGUUCUCAACUUUAAGUUGGAUUUUCUGUAAACCAAUCGUUUUGGAAGUCGGUAUCCAAAAUUCAAGUUAGAUUCAGAUUUCCUGUUAUUAUUAAGUUCAUUUAUAUAGUUGGUUUGUACCAUUUUGAACAUAUUACCAGCUUCUCCACAUACAAUUUUGUGACAUUCCCCUCUUUCAUAUAAGAAAUUUUCUGGAAGAACAAUAUUUUUACUUUUAUAUAUGUAAUAAAGAACUUGACAUUUGUUUUCUCA